AUGAAUUCGUUUUUAUACACUUUCCUAUUUUUCACAUUAGUCGCCGCAGAAAGAUGUCCCCCGGUUUUCGGUGAAUUCGAAUGUCCCAUUGGUUACACGUGCGAGGAGAAACAGUGUCUUGGAAGGAGUCGAGCACCGUCAAUGACGUGCUCAUUCGAGGUUGAAUGUCCUGAGGGCACAGUUUGCUCCGAAGGCAAAUGCUACCCAUUGUCAUCAGUGAAAUGCAAUCGACACGUUCUUACCGGUGAACGAUCGGCGAGAAGCAUUGUGACGGAUUGCGGCCGUCGCGGGAAAUGCCUCAACGGCCAGUGCGUUCUUGAUCGAUGUCACGCAGUGACUUGCGACGAGGGAAAAAUCUGUCGAGACGGAAAAUGCGCGCAACUCUUGAACGCGUUUUGCAUCGGACACGCCGAUUGCGGACCGAAUAUGCUAUGCAUGGCGAAUAAAUGCCAAUUAAAACCGCAAGAGCCAUUGUGCAAUUGUCAGCCGCACGAGAUCUGCCAUCACGGACAAUGCUAUCCAAACACGCAAUGCACUUCAAUUUAUUGCGAAACUGGAACAUAUUGCGUCGAAGGUCAAUGCGUCAACGCUGUGGGAAAAUCGUGCCAAGACGACACGUGCCACGGCGGAACGAUUUGCGUGAACAACGUGUGCGUCGCGAAUCCGUGCCCGUCGCGAUGCCCGCAUGAUCAAGACUGCCGACUCGGCGAGUGCCGCAUCAUGGAGGGCAUCCCGUGCGUCGGCGAAUGCAAGCAUCCGUUCGUCUGCAUCGACGGCACCUGCCGUCGCAAUGACUGUGCUCGAAAAGUGUGCCAACUCGGCGAGUCAUGCGAAGGCGGCAAUUGCGUUCGUGUCGCCGGCCGCUUCUGCACUCUCGCGAUUCGUGAUUGCGGCGAGCAUUUUGCGUGUCAGGACCAUAAAUGCGUCGAUUUAUUAACACCGAAACAAUAA
Messenger RNA from Caenorhabditis bovis, 951 nucleotides. Lineage: Eukaryota; Metazoa; Nematoda; Chromadorea; Rhabditida; Rhabditidae. The record is from the annotation of a GenBank genome assembly.